This is a messenger RNA of Arachis duranensis, 420 nucleotides long. RefSeq lists its product as uncharacterized. Lineage: Eukaryota; Viridiplantae; Streptophyta; Magnoliopsida; Fabales; Fabaceae. The coding region runs from base 1 to 420 and encodes 139 amino acids. The record is from RefSeq and is a predicted model, not a curated record. Gene Ontology annotation, molecular function: nucleic acid binding. The transcript has a single exon.
AUGGGCUCACCGAAACAGCUAACAAGGUCAUUUUACAGGCACUUAAAUAAAAAGGUAAUGUUAGCAAAGGGAGAAUGGGCCGAGCUAGUACCCGAGAUACUUUGGGGAUACAAUACUACCCCGCAAAGAUCGACGAACGAAACACCUUUCAAAUUGAUUUUCGGAUCCGACGCCAUGAUCCCAGUGGAAAUAUCCCAAGGAUCUAUAAGUACAAACUACUUCGAGGAUGCCGUGAACAACCAAAUAAGACAGGUUGAGUUGGACACGUUAGAAGAAGUAAGAGACGAGGCAAGGAUCAGAAGCGAAACAAUGCAACAAAUAAUACGGAACAAAUACAACAAAAAGUUCAGACCACGGACAUUACAACAAAGAGACCUAGUCCUAAGAUGUCUAGAAGAUGUUCAGAAACCACCAGGAUAG